Messenger RNA from Asparagus officinalis (garden asparagus), 2792 nucleotides. RefSeq names its product pyrophosphate-energized vacuolar membrane proton pump-like. Gene Ontology annotation, molecular function: inorganic diphosphate phosphatase activity; diphosphate hydrolysis-driven proton transmembrane transporter activity. The record is from RefSeq and is a predicted model, not a curated record. Gene Ontology annotation, cellular component: membrane. Gene Ontology annotation, biological process: proton transmembrane transport. The transcript is spliced from 8 exons. The coding region runs from base 86 to 2392 and encodes 768 amino acids. Lineage: Eukaryota; Viridiplantae; Streptophyta; Magnoliopsida; Asparagales; Asparagaceae.
UCGUACACUCUCAAAGCGAGCUCUUUUGGAUCCGCCCCCCUUUUUUUUUCUCUCGUUUAUAGAUCUCCAUCUAGGUUUUGUUGCGAUGGGAGCGGCGGUCCUCUCCGAUCUCUUGACGGAGAUCUUGAUUCCGGUCGCGGCGUUGAUCGGGAUCGUGUUCUCGCUGGUCCAGUGGGCUAUCGUCUCCAAGGUGAAGGUCUCGCCGGAGGCGCAGUCGCCGACGGCGCACGGUAGCAAGAAGAAUGGGUAUGGCGAUUACCUAAUCGAGGAGGAGGAGGGGCUUAAUGAUCAUAAUGUUGUCGUGAAGUGCGCGGAAAUUCAGAAUGCGAUUUCUGAAGGAGCUACUUCUUUCCUUUUCACGGAAUAUCAAUAUGUUGGAAUCUUUAUGGUUGCUUUUGCGGUGCUUAUCUUCGUCUUCCUUGGGUCCGUGGAAGGCUUCAGCACUGCAAGCCAACCAUGCACCUACAACAAGUCGAUGAUGUGCAAGCCUGCUUUGGCUAAUGCCAUCUUCAGCACUGCUUCCUUUGUGCUCGGUGCUAUCACCUCUGUGGUUUCUGGUUUCCUUGGCAUGAAGAUUGCGACCUAUGCCAAUGCAAGGACUACGUUAGAAGCAAGGAAGGGUGUUGGCAAGGCUUUUAUCACUGCAUUCAGAUCUGGCGCAGUGAUGGGCUUCUUGCUUGCUGCCAAUGGGCUUCUUGUAUUGUUCAUCACCAUUAAUUUAUUUAAAAUAUAUUAUGGAGAAGACUGGGAGGGUCUCUUUGAGGCUAUUACCGGUUAUGGGCUUGGUGGGUCUUCCAUGGCUCUUUUUGGAAGAGUUGGUGGAGGUAUUUAUACUAAAGCAGCUGAUGUUGGUGCUGAUCUUGUUGGCAAGGUCGAGAGGAACAUCCCUGAGGAUGAUCCCAGGAACCCUGCUGUUAUUGCUGACAAUGUUGGUGAUAAUGUUGGGGAUAUUGCUGGGAUGGGUUCUGAUCUUUUUGGCUCUUAUGCUGAGUCAUCCUGUGCUGCCCUUGUUGUUGCCUCAAUAUCUUCCUUUGGGAUCAACCAUGAAUUUACUGCAAUGAUGUACCCCCUCCUUAUCAGCUCCAUGGGCAUUAUUGUCUGUCUGAUCACGACUCUCUUUGCAACUGACUUUUUUGAAAUUAAGGCGGUGAAGGAGAUUGAGCCUGCACUGAAGAAGCAGCUCAUUAUCUCUACUGCACUUAUGACUGUUGGAAUCGCUGUUGUUAGUUGGGUAGCUCUUCCAGCUUCCUUCACUAUCUUCAAUUUUGGUGUCCAGAAGGAAGUGAAGAACUGGGAGCUUUUCUUCUGUGUUGCUAUUGGUUUAUGGGCUGGUCUGGUUAUUGGCUUUGUUACUGAAUACUACACUAGCAAUGCAUACAGCCCUGUGCAGGAUGUUGCUGAUUCUUGCAGAACUGGAGCAGCUACUAACGUUAUCUUUGGGCUUGCUCUGGGAUACAAGUCCGUCAUUAUUCCAAUAUUUGCCAUUGCCAUCAGCAUUUUUGUUAGUUUCAGCUUGGCUGCGAUGUAUGGUAUUGCUGUUGCUGCUCUUGGAAUGUUGAGCACAAUUGCCACUGGAUUGGCAAUUGAUGCUUAUGGUCCUAUCAGUGACAAUGCUGGAGGCAUUGCAGAGAUGGCGGGGAUGAGCCACAGGAUUCGUGAGAGAACUGAUGCUCUUGAUGCUGCAGGAAACACCACUGCUGCUAUUGGAAAGGGCUUUGCCAUUGGUUCCGCUGCCCUAGUGUCCCUGGCCCUAUUCGGUGCUUUCGUGAGCCGAGCAGGAAUCUCAACUGUCGAUGUUCUAACCCCUAAAGUCUUCAUUGGUCUCAUUGUGGGUGCUAUGCUUCCUUACUGGUUCUCAGCCAUGACAAUGAAGAGCGUUGGCAGUGCAGCUCUCAAGAUGGUGGAGGAAGUCAGAAGGCAGUUCAACACUAUUCCUGGUCUCAUGGAGGGAACUGCAAAGCCUGAUUAUGCUACCUGUGUGAAGAUCUCCACUGAUGCUUCCAUCAAGGAGAUGAUCCCUCCUGGUGCUCUUGUUAUGCUUACUCCUAUCAUUGUUGGAGCUCUCUUUGGUGUUGAGACUCUAUCUGGGGUCCUUGCUGGAUCUCUUGUCUCUGGAGUUCAGAUUGCUAUCUCUGCAUCUAACACUGGUGGUGCUUGGGACAACGCGAAGAAGUACAUUGAGGCUGGAGCUUCAGAGCACGCAAGAACUCUCGGUCCUAAAGGAUCAGACCCUCACAAAGCUGCAGUUAUUGGUGACACCAUUGGUGAUCCACUGAAGGACACGUCAGGCCCAUCUCUCAACAUUCUCAUCAAGCUCAUGGCCGUUGAAUCCCUUGUCUUUGCCCCUUUCUUUGCCACCCACGGAGGCAUCCUCUUCAAGAUCUUUAAUUAAGAUCGAUCGAGAUCAGAGAACCAAUACGCUCAUCAAUCCUUUUAUCUACAUCCCUUGUUAUAAUUCUUGCAUAUUGUUUGAGCAAUACUUUUGCCGUGCUCCUUUUUCACUUAUUUAGAGGUUGUUGAGAUGGUAGGAGUCUUUUUAGUUGAUGAUCACCUAAACUUCUAUGAUAGGUAGAUGAUGAUGAUAAAAUGGUGACGAGGGAAAAGAGAAUGAAAAUGUUCGGCUUUUGUGUUUAGUAUGGUUUAGUCAUUUUCUUUCUGCGUUUAAAAGGGAUGUUUACGUUGGAUCACGUGUUAUGUUUAUUGCCUGGAACUUCUGCAUCGAUGAAGUUGAGGCAGCGUUCAUGCUACAUACUUGAGAUUGAAUGGAUACUAGCUUGCAUCUUUGAUUUUAA